Molecule: messenger RNA, 830 nt
Organism: Anopheles maculipalpis
Lineage: Eukaryota; Metazoa; Arthropoda; Insecta; Diptera; Culicidae
Product: PRKR-interacting protein 1 homolog
Exons: 3
Coding region: 42-830 (262 amino acids)
Biological process (GO): negative regulation of protein kinase activity
Cellular component (GO): nucleolus
Molecular function (GO): protein kinase binding; protein kinase inhibitor activity; double-stranded RNA binding
Source: RefSeq, a predicted model, not a curated record
ACUUUUGCUCAAAUUCUAGCCAAAAAAGAACAGCAAUCAAAAUGGAAAUACGCAACGAAGUAAAACAGAAGGACCAGGAAGUCGAAAAGAAAAAAUUUGUCGUACGCAAUGCUGCAGAUGUACAGAGAGCCAAAUUGGAGAAGCUCAUGAAGAACCCGGACAAACCAGUCAUGAUUCCGGCGCCGAGCAAAAAUCGAGACUUCUCCACCGCCAUUCCAUCGUUUGUGCGAAACGUUAUGGGUUCCAGUGCGGGCGCAGGUUCGGGCGAGUUUCACGUAUAUCGGCAUCUGCGCCGGAAGGAGUACGCUCGACAGAAGCAAAUUCAAGAGAAAAGUCAUGCCGAACAGUUGGAUGAUGCGUUUCAGCAAAAGCUGGAGAACAACCGGAAAGCCGCUGAGGAACGAACCGCCAAGAAGCGCGCCAAACGUUUGAAGAAAAAGGCGAAACAAAAGGAACAGCGAGGAAAGAAGCCGAAGCUCAGCGAAAGUGGAAAUGACAUGUCCGAAGAUACAUCUGAGGAAGAGGAGGAGGAGGAUGAGGAAGGAAACGAUGGGACACCCGUUCAAGGUACAGACGCUGGGGAUCCUCCGCAGCAGGAACGGGAAAGCGACAAGGAACAAAACGAAUCAGAAAAAUUAGAUGAUAUUACGGGGAAAGAAAAGGAUUCUAAUAGGAACGAUGAACCAACGCAGCUUGCGAACCAACCCACGGAAAACUCAGCACCACCAUCCGAAGCGAAUGCCGAAGAUAUUCAGCUUGAGACUGAAAUAGAUCCAAAAGAUAGACCAAAAGAUGCCGAAAAUAUGGAAAAUAAAAUAUUAAAGAACUGA